Molecule: messenger RNA, 1736 nt
Organism: Hermetia illucens (black soldier fly)
Lineage: Eukaryota; Metazoa; Arthropoda; Insecta; Diptera; Stratiomyidae
Gene: dib
Product: cytochrome P450 302a1, mitochondrial
Exons: 6
Coding region: 130-1692 (520 amino acids)
Molecular function (GO): heme binding; iron ion binding; oxidoreductase activity, acting on paired donors, with incorporation or reduction of molecular oxygen
Source: RefSeq, a predicted model, not a curated record
UUCAUGCGACAGUAGUGUUGCUAGUUUAUCUUUGGCAAAAAGUGAUAGUGGAUCUUAAGAUUGUCUUCGAAGUGCUAGUUAAGACCAGUUUGGGAGAGUUUAGGCAGAAAUUGAUACUACAUUGUUAAUAUGAGAUUUUUGAGCGGCUGCAAUAGGAGUAGAAUAUUAAAUUCAAAUUUGCGCAGAUUCACUGUGGUAUUUAACCGGUCGUUUGCAAAAAGUGGAGGUCAAGGAAACUAUAAACCAUACAGUGACAUCCCCGGGCCGAAAGGGAUCUUUGGAAUUGGAUCAUUUUAUAAUUAUUUUUCAUUUAUUGGAAAAUAUAGUUGGGACGAGCUACAUUUAUCGGGCAUAAAGAAAUAUCAACAAUAUGGACCAAUUGUUAAGGAGCGGCUCUAUCCUGGUGUCGAUCUUCUAUUCUUGUUUGAUCCAGACGACAUAGCUACUCUACUCAAUGAUAAAAAUUCCAAAGAUUACCCGCAGAGGAAGAGUCACCUGGCGCUAGCCAAAUAUCGUAACGAGAGGCCUCACAUAUACCGGUCUGCUGGAUUAUUGCCCACAAACGGUCCUGAGUGGUGGCGUCUAAGGUCAGAAUUCCAAAAGGGUCUCAGCUCACCUAAGCAUGUUCGUAGCUUCCUACCUGAUGUGGAUGUGGUUACCAAUGAUUUUGUAGAUAAUCUUAAGACAGACUGCAUAGUAGACCUUUUACCUGAAAUAUCCAGAUUGAACCUAGAGUUAACUUGUCUUCUGGCUUUCGAUGAGCGAAUGAAUAGCUUUUCUCCUGAAGAAAGAAGGCCCAAUUCACGUUCUUCUCGACUCAUGAGAGCUGCCAAAACAGCUAAUGGUUGCAUACUUCCUACCGAUCAAGGUUUUCUUUGGCGAUUUUUUGAAACUCCAACAUAUAAAAAACUGAAAAAAUCUUUGGAAUACAUAGAAAGUUUGGCAGUUGACUUCGUAUCGCAAAAACUUAACUACUAUAAAGAAGAGAUAGAAUCACCUGAAAAUCCUCAAUCCCGUCAACGAUGCUCAAUUCUAGAAGAAUAUUUGCGGAACCCAAAUUUGGACUUAUCAGACAUAGUUGGAAUGGCGGCUGACUUACUUAUGGCUGGAGUAGAUACGACAUCGUUUAGUAGUUGCUUCGCAAUAUAUCAUUUGGCAAAAAAUCCUGAAGUUCAAGAGAAGUUAUAUGAAGAAGCAUGUCGUGUACUUCCUGAUCAUGAUGACUCAAUUACAACUGAAAUAUUGAACUCGAAGGUCCCUUAUACUCGUGCAGUUUUGAAGGAAGCGCUACGUAUUAAUCCAAUAUCGGUAGGAGUUGGGCGAAUACUGAGUUCAGAUACGGUCUUCAGUGGCUAUUUAGUACCAAAAGGAACUAUCAUUGUUACUCAAAAUAUGGUUGCAUGCAGAUUGGAGAAGAAUUUUGAAGAUUCUUUUAAGUUUAUACCGGAACGGUGGAUUGAACGGGGAAAGGUUAAUCCUCACUUAUUGUUACCUUUUGGACAUGGUAUGCGAUCGUGUAUUGCAAGAAGAUUGGCAGAGCAGAAUAUGCUAGUAUUCCUUUUGAGGAUUAUUCGAAAGUACUCGAUUGAAUGGAGUGGAGUAGAAGAGCUGGGUGUUAAAACAUAUCUUAUAAAUAAUCCCGAUAAUCCGGUGCACGUUACACUGCACCGACGACCACACAAUCGUCAUUAAUUUCUUAUCUUUCUAAUUUUUUAUAUUGUUUUAAAUAAACCUUU